Nelumbo nucifera (sacred lotus) is the source of this 3359-nucleotide messenger RNA. RefSeq lists its product as uncharacterized. The record is from RefSeq and is a predicted model, not a curated record. NCBI's taxonomy places the organism in Eukaryota, Viridiplantae, Streptophyta, Magnoliopsida, Proteales, Nelumbonaceae.
GCUUAGACGCUUCGAGAAAUUGGGGUCGCACUCCUUUCAAGUUUCCAUCGCGUAUGACUUCUUUGGGGUCUGAAGAAAAAAGGAAAAAUAAAUAUAUGGACAGAGUAGACAAAGAAGAAAGAACCGAACACACACAUACACAGAGAGACACGCACGACAGAGAGAGUGAGAAACAAGAACAGCUUUUGAAAUCGGUUUUGAUGAUCUUGUCCUCCUACAAUGUCUUCUUUGUAGCGGACAAGGGUUUUUCUUACUGGGGGUAUGAUUGGCGUGUUUCUGCUGAUGGAUUUUGCUAGGGUUUGGUCGGAUCGUCAGUGGGGACGGCUCUAAUUUUGUGGGGUUCGACUGUUAGGGUUACGAUCAGUGUACAGGUUGGCGGAAUAAGGAGGGGAGUAUUGGAUUAUUGAGGUGGUGUUGUUCAGUGUGAAGUCGAGAUCGAGAGGGGUUAUAUUAUGGGCGCAAGUUUGGAUUUUGUUCUGAGUUGGCUUUGUGGAUUCAGCUCUUCUGGGGUUGUGUUUAACGACGUUUUUGUACGGUGAAUCUGCAGUAGGAGAUGGUAGAAGAUUGCUUUUCUGGACAUGGAAGAAGAUUGUAUUUUAGAAUUUGUGAAAAUGGUGAUUCAGAAUUUCGUAUUUCCUUGAUUGGAGGUUUGGGUGCUUGUAUCUUGUGCUCUCCGAGUAGUUGAUUUUCUGUGCUGGGAGAUGCUCUUUACAUUGGUUUUCUCCGAUAAAGAGCAGGUGAUGGUUCUUUAUUGUCCCGUAAGGGGAGGCAGAGAAUUGGAUUGCAGUGGACAUUCUUCGUUCCUCAAGAAGCCAUUUGGAUUGACUUAGCUUGAUGUAUUCUGUACCUCAGAUGCUAUCUUGUUAUUCAAUUUUUCUGUCUGGGAUGAGAUAACCUUGUUCACUGUCUGGAUACAGUUGAUUUGUUUUUUCUGGUAUUUUCCCUAUUGGGCACCGGUCAAGCUAGUGCACUGACCCCUUGCAGUAGAUUUAAUAGGUUGAGUUCAUUUAGUUUUGAUUUGCGUGGAAUCUACACACAUCUGCUCAAUCCCCGGUUCCAUUUCUGGCAAGAGAAGAAUUUGGGAAAUUUUGGGGCUGAGAAUAUCAUGGGGCGUUAUUGAACCUGGAAAUGAUUGCGGGGACAUGGUGCAUGGACAGGAGCGCUGUUGCUGGUCCGUUCCCUUCUUGGAACAACAGUACUGGAAACUAAGUCACGCUUUUGUGUUGGUAGAAGGAACCCAAGUUGCUAAUUCUGGGCUUCCGUGCAAUGUCUCGCUGCUUUCCAUUUCCACCACCAGGAUAUGGAAAGAAGGCUAGGACUGAUGAUGCCGACAUACUAACAAAGGAAAAACUCAAGGAGAAGAAGCAUAAAAAGGAGAAAAAGGACAAAGAAAAGAAAGAAGGAAAGGAGAAGAAGAACAAGGAGAAAAGCAAAGAUAAGCAUAGGGAGAAGAAAGAUCGAAAGGAGAAGCACAAAGAUAAGAAGGACAAGGAAAAGGAUAAAGAUAAACACAAGACCUUCGGUGACAAGAGAAAUGAAGGGCGACCUGAGGGGCAUAAUGCAGAGACACUUGGUCAGAACAUUCAGUGUGCUGAGGAGAUCAAAGAUUCUAAAUUUGUGCAGGAGUUGGGCAGGAGGAUCAGAUAUGAAGACAAGGGGACAGGAAACCAAAUGGUUGAGAACUUCACAGGUACAGAUCAUAGGAAAGCUGAGUUUAUGUGCAGAUUGGUUGAGAAGGGUAUGGAAAAUAGCGUUCAAGGGAAAGAAAAUAAUAAGGACAAGAAAAGUGAUGAUAGAAGGGCAGAUGGGCAAAGAAACAAAGAUGAGGAAAAAGGCAUGGGAAAUGCAAUGCUUCAGAGCUCCACCAAAAUGGACCAAAGAACAGCUGAAAAAACGGCUCGACCAAUGGAGAAGGAUACUGAGAAGAGGAUGGAAGGGAAAGAAAAAAAUAAAGACAAGGAAAAUAGACGGAAGGAUAAACACAAGGAGAAAGAUCGAGAGAAGAAAGGCAAAGGAAAGGAUAAAAACAGGGAUAAAGAAAAGGAGAAAGUGAAGGAGAAAAGCGAGCUUCGAGAGCAGGACAAGUACAGGGAGAGUAGCAAGAAAGACCCUGUAGAUACUCCAAAUGUCAAAACCUUUCACCUUCCCAAGGACAAUGAAAAGAGUGCUGCUACGGAUGGAAACCUCAAGAAAAGAAAACGCUUCGAGAUGAAUGGAUUUUUACAUGACAAUGAAAUUCGGCCUAAUAAGUUGCCAAGACCCAGCUCUUCCUCUCACCCAUUCCCAGAGAAUGGAAGGAAAUUAGAAACAUGCCAGACUGCUAUCCAGUUUACUUCAGAUAGGCAGGGGGCAGCCAAUAACCAUAAGGUGGAUGAUAAGGAACACAAGGUUAAUGGUAUAAUACAAGAUCAACCUAGUUCUGCUUUCUCAGCAAAGCUUUCUUUCACCACAGUAAAAGCUAAUGGGAAUGGUGAAGCAUCUACAAAACCGUCACAUCCUGAUUUCAAGUAUCUAAGCCAGAUACUGACAGUACCUAAAAUGGAGGAAUGGUCUGAUUUUGAUGACCAAGAAUGGCUAUUCAGCAGUGAUAACCUCCGACUGGAGAAGCCCAAGCAGCAAUCCUCAGGGGUUGACGAGAUAACGCAGGUGUGGGCUGAAGCUUUGCGGAUAGAGUCAGCUGAUGUUUGUGCACUGCCAUAUGUCAUUCCAUACUGAUUGAUAUUCAGUGGAGUUGGUGUUCUCGCCAUUUCCAUCUCAACACUGCAGGGGCCCGGAAAGACCCUUUUUGAAGGUAUGGCAGCUUCUGGGUCUUGAGGUUGUCAGUUUCUCAUACUGCAUUAUCCUGUUGUUAGACUCCCUGUUCUUUCAGGUAUAAAUUUUGCCGAAAUCUGUUGCAGUAAUUUAUGCUUGUGCCUUCACCUUGCCCUGAAAUUGUUUUAUAUGGAAUCAAAUGUGUCAGAUUACCCAUCAUUGCUUGCUCCAUACGUUGGUGCAUCUUUACAGGACUUGGGAUUAGAGAGGGUUUUUGGCUUCUCUUUCUGUAAGUAGUAAUCAAUGAGAGCCAUCAUAGAUGUAUCAGGAGAGACAUGCCAUAUACUCCAAAUCAUAUGUCAAGCCAAAUAGAAAGGAAGGGAAAUGUGGUUUGGAAAGAUGGCUUAACUUGUGCAAUUAUUUUCCAUUUGUUUCUUGAAGCUUAAAGGCUCAUCUAAUUGAGAGAAGCGUGGAGUGGUCUUUGCUACACCACCGCACAAUUUUGAUUUGUAACAUAUAAGUCUUAUUUACAAGAAAUGUACAAUAGAGGGAAAAGAGAAAGCAAGAGGUAUUCCUAUUCAUUUAUUUCAGCUUGCAUAAUGUCUUAA